This is a messenger RNA of Setaria italica (foxtail millet), 1994 nucleotides long. RefSeq names its product seed biotin-containing protein SBP65. The coding region runs from base 33 to 1751 and encodes 572 amino acids. The record is from RefSeq and is a predicted model, not a curated record. NCBI's taxonomy places the organism in Eukaryota, Viridiplantae, Streptophyta, Magnoliopsida, Poales, Poaceae. The transcript is spliced from 2 exons.
GCAAGCUUAGCUCACUUCUUAGAACCAAGCGGAUGCGUGCUCACCCAAUGCGACACCGUCGCGCCGCCGCCAUGAUGAACGUCGUGGCCAUCGGGCUCGUGCUCUCGACCUUAGCCGCCGCGGGGGUCUGGUCGCCGUCGCCCGCGCCGCCGACCCCGGCGGCACAGCAGCACGGCGACCACGUCGUCCGCGAGGGCCGCCGCGUGGUGAUCGUCGAGUACGAACGCGAGGUCUCGGGCGAGGACGGCGGCCGCGUCAAGGUCAAGGAGACGCGCGUCCUACCCCCCGACGCCCUCGACGGCGUCGAGGACGGCGGCGGCGCCGGCGGGGUCGUCGAUGGCGCCAGGGGCGUGGUCUCCGAAGCGGCCGGCAAGGCGGCCGGUGUGGCGGAGGAAGGCAAGGAGAGGCUGUAUGACGCCAACGGCGGCGUCCUCGGCGCGGUCAAGCGCUGCAAGGACAGGCUCUGCGGCGCGGGCAGGAGAGCCGAGGAGGGAGCCAAGGACGCGGCGUCCCGCGCCGAGCACGCCGCGGAGGACGCGGCGAGGGGCGCCGUGGAGACGGUCUCGGACGCCAAGGACAGCGCCGAGAACAAGGCGUUGGACGCCGCCCGGCACGGGAAGGAGAGACUGAAGAGCGCCAAGGACAGGGCGUCCGACGCGGCGCGACAAGGGAAGGAGACGCUGAAAGACAAGGCGUCCGACGAGGCGCACCAAGGGAAGGAGACUGUGAAGAGCGCCAAGGACAAGGUCGCCGAGGCGGCCAGCAAGGCCAAGGAGAAGGCGUCCGACGUCCAGCACGGAGCAGCCGAAGCCGCAAAGGGCGCGAAAGAUCGGGUGUCCGAGGCGGCCAAGCACGCCAAGGAGACCGUCCGGGGCGCCAAGGACAGGGUCUCGGACAUGGCCGAGAGGGCCGAGGAGUACGCGGAGGACGCUGCGGAGCGCGCGGCGGACAGGGUCGCGGAGGCCGAGGCGGCCGUGGAGGCGAAGGCCGGCGAGAUGCGUCGGAACCUGACGGACAUUGCGCGGCGGGCGCGCGGCGUGGCUUCCGACGCCGCGGCGUACCUCUUCCUCGCCGGUGGGGGGCCACGGGAGGCCGCGCGCGUCGCGACGGCCGUGAUGCACCUCCUGGGCCUCGCCACCGCCUACGGCACCUGCGUGUGGGUGACGUUCGUGUCCAGCUACGUGCUCGCGGCGGCGCUGCCGAGGCAGCAGCUGGGCAUGCUGCAGAGCAAGCUGUACCCAGUGUACUUCCGAGCCAUGGCGUACGGUGUCGGGCUGGCGCUCGCGGCGCACCUGCUGGGCCGCGAGCGGCGCUCCGCCGCGGCGCGCGCCCAGAGCUUCAACCUCGCCGCCGCGCUGGCGCUGGUCCUCGCCAACAUGCUGCUCCUCGAGCCCAAAGCCACCAAGGUGAUGUUCGAGAGGAUGAAGGUGGAGAAGGAAGAAGGCCGGGGACGUGACGUGGCGGACAUCGUCGACCCGCCGGCGGCCACCGUGGCCACGACGGACACGAACGCCGCCAGGGCGGCCCGCCCGGAAGCAGCAGCUGCGCAUACCACUCCCGUCGACGGCGCGGCGACGGCGAAGGCGAAGGCGGGCAACCCGGAGAUGUCGAAGAGCAGGGUGGUGAGGCUGAGCAAGCGGCUGAAGCAGCUGAACGGCUACUCGUCCCUGUGCAACGUGCUGUCGCUGAUGUCGCUCACCUGGCACCUCGUGCACCUGGCGCGCCGCAUCAAUACGGGCACCGCCUGCUAGAUAAGAUCAGUCCGUGUCGUGUCACGGCUUCACGGGGUGCUAGUGCUUCCCGGACUCGGGCCAUCUUUGUGAAUCUGACAUGCAUGCCGAUCGUGUAGUUUUUCUUAGGGUUCUUGAUGCGUGGCUGUAAGCCGGUGGUGACUUGAACGGCAGUAAGUCUAGUGGUAAUGUCAGUGUCAGUUGUAUCCGGUGCUAGGAGUAGCUUGUAGUAACAUGUGUGCAAGUUAAAUCUGCAAGUUUUCA